This is a messenger RNA of Saccostrea cuccullata (small rock oyster), 1447 nucleotides long. RefSeq lists its product as uncharacterized. NCBI's taxonomy places the organism in Eukaryota, Metazoa, Mollusca, Bivalvia, Ostreida, Ostreidae. Gene Ontology annotation, biological process: DNA integration; DNA recombination. Bases 466 to 1368 code for a protein of 300 amino acids. The transcript has 2 exons. Gene Ontology annotation, molecular function: DNA binding. The record is from RefSeq and is a predicted model, not a curated record.
AAUAAUAUAGAUUAUUGAAAUGAAUAUGAGAUAAUCUCAUUUAAUUGUUUGGAUAGCAUUAAACAUAAGACACAACUUGGUACAAGUUAUCUAGUUCAUGGGAAAGUCAGCAUCAGGAUGAGUUAACUAGUAUAGCAACUUCCUCUUCCUCUUCAACAUCUCAGCCAUUUUGGUCAUUAGUAAAAGUUACAAACAAAAAUCCAGUCCAAUCCUAACCAUCAUGCCACCAAAAAGGAAGAGGGAUAUUAGAGGGGAGAUGGUGUCGCCAUCCAGGGGCAGAGGACACAAAAAGCUUCGCCAUGCUCCCAGGCAGCAAAGGUCUGGAGCCAGGAAUGAUCAUCCCCCCCCCACCAUGCCGAACCAGAGACUGCAGGGAGUGAUGCUUCACCCGACAGUGACUUGGGGGAAUUCGCACCACCAAUCAUUGUGGGGCAAAUUCCGACGGCUAGCACCGGCAGCAGAUCCAUGGCCAACACCGCUUCCCAAGAAUAUGUGGGAAAUUUAACAAGGGAGGCAAACAGACUUAUACAGGGUUCACUAUCAGCAAACACAUACAAAGCUUACCAGGGGGCUCUCACCAACUUCAAAAAAUUCCUGAAUAAUUGUGGGACCACAUUGUAUUUCCCCAUUCCUGUUGAUCAUUUGCUUAAUUUCAUUGCCCACCUUUCUAUUUCAGGUACAGCUUAUAGAACAGCUGCACUGUACAUUAGCGCAUUAUCAUAUAUCCAUAAAUUAAGAGGCAUACAAGAUAACACUCAAUCAUUCAUUGUCAAAAAAGUCUUGCAGGGUCUCCACAAAAAGAGAGGUAUCACUUUAGAUUCUCGAAUCCCAUUAACUGUAUCUAUCUUGGAGCAUGUAGUAUCAGCAUUGCCAUCAGUGUGUAGAUCAUCUUACGAGGCAGUUUUAUUUUCCACACUUUUCUCAAUUGCAUAUCACGGCUUGCUUAGAGUAAGUGAAGCUUUGAAUAUCCAUAGGGCACACAUCACGUUUACUAGAAGCAAGGUCAGCAUCUUAAUUCCCAGGUCCAAAACUGACCAAAUGGGAAAUACAACAACAUUGCAUAUUUCCAAACAGUUAAAUUCGGAUAUUUGCCCAGUACAGUGGGCACUCAGGUUUUUGCAGCUGCGCCCUAAUGAUGGUUCCCUUUUAUGCUUUAUUCAUGUCAACAAUAAGGGUGUAACAAGAUACCAAUUCAACUAUGUGCUUCAAAAAGCACUUCAAUUCAGGAACAUUCAAGGACACUUUAGACCACAUAGUUUUAGAAUAGGUAGGGCUACAGAUCUUGCAAAACAGGGGUUUCCAGAUUCAGAAAUAAAAUCUUUGGGCCGGUGGGAGUCAAAAGCUUUCAGAAACUACAUAAGAUUAUAAAAUGUUAGCAUUGUUAAAUGGAAUACAGGCUAAUUUUGCCAAAGUAUUCCAGGUUUCAAGACGAUUUGGAUAGUGGGAU